AUGUCAGGCACACUGCAAGGGAAGGUAGCUAUUGUCAGCGGCUCCUCGGCAGGUAUCGGCGCCGCAGUCGCCAAGGAGCUCGCCCAGAGAGGUGCGACCGUGGUGCUGAAUUAUCCUCAUGCUGGCGAGAAGGAAAACGCCACGAAAAUUCUGUCCAGCUUCCCUGAGCCGUCUCGAUCAAUAGCUGUUGAAGCGGAUAUAUCAACAUACCAGGGAGCCAAAACCUUGGUGCACGCUGCCGCUGAUGCGUUCCGGAAAGUGGACAUCCUCGUCAACAAUGCAGGCAUUAUGCUUCCAGGAGAUCUCGACGAUCCCGAUGAUGCCAAAGUUGAAUCGAACUGGGAACGCAUGAUUAAUUUGAAUGGUCGGGGCGCUUAUUUUUUGACGAGGGCUGUCCUGCACGUCCUGUCGCGCGAGAACUCGCGCAUUGUCAACAUUGGUAGCGGCGUUUCCCGUGUUCCAUCUACAGGCCAGAGCAUGUAUGCUGGAGUCAAGGGUAUGCUGGAAACUCUUACACGGAGCUGGGCAAAGGAACUGCCCCGGAAGUAUGGUUGCACUGUUAAUGCUGUGGCGCCUGGCAUCGUGGCGACUGAAGGAUAUCUUUCAUCACCUCAGUUCGUCAGGGAUAUGGUGAAGCCAUUCGUUGACUCGACUCCAGUCGCCCCCCGUGAGACGACGCCAGAGGAAGUGGCUUGGACUGUUGCCAUGCUAUGUGAGGAAAAGGCCGGCUGGCUAAACGGCGUUUACGUUCCUAUAGCGGGUGGCUCAAUCAUGAUUUAG
Exophiala bonariae is the source of this 780-nucleotide messenger RNA. RefSeq lists its product as uncharacterized. The transcript has a single exon. NCBI's taxonomy places the organism in Eukaryota, Fungi, Ascomycota, Eurotiomycetes, Chaetothyriales, Herpotrichiellaceae. The coding region runs from base 1 to 780 and encodes 259 amino acids. The record is from RefSeq and is a predicted model, not a curated record.